AUUCAUGGUACAGAUGAUUCCAGUAGGUGGUCGCCAUGCGAAGAAAGCGCGACCUUUUGUCGUGAGAAAAGUUGCAGCAGCAGUAGCAGUUGAUCGAUUCUCUCUCUUUUCGAGGGGGGGCCGGCAAUUGCAACUGUUGCUGCCGUGUGUUAUCAUCGAUUCAUGAUCGAGCCCGAACAGACGGCGAAUUCUCGCGACGAGGUUGUGGGAUUAUGCCCGUAGCACCACUCUCGAGGCGUUGAAACCUAAAUCGUAGGUGGGCGGGGUUUCUUCGUCGUGGCGAUCUCAUAAUCUUCGGGUUUGAUGACCACCACCGCGGGCUAUUUCUGUUCUCCGAGGACCUCCCCUUUACUGCGAUUUGUCACGCACUCCUUUCGGAGUACUUCCGCUCAUCAAAGUUUCGGACCGAUUUCUACGUGUCCUCUCGACUGCUCGGUGCAGACGCUCGCUGGAGUUUCUCUGUCAUCGGAUGGUCGCUCGGCCUCCGUGAUUACUGCCCCGCUCGUGCCCAAGAAUUACAGCUCGAAUCACAGGGCGUUCUCCAACACAUCGGAUCUGUCCACCUUAGAAGCUGAGACGAGUAGGCCAGAGAUGUUAAGCUUUUUCACCAGGGGAAAAGAGGCUCCGGAGGCGAGCUCCAAAGAGCUCGACAAGAGCGAUGAGGAGGCCGAGGCGGAGAGAUUGAAGAAAGAGGAGCAGAAGAGACGAGAUGACGAGGCAGAGAAUUUGAGGAAAGAGAAAGAGGUACUGGAUAAGAUUGGACCUCCGCCAGAAAAACCUUUGCCGGGGGAUUGUUGUGGAAAUGGUUGCUCGCCUUGCAUAUGGGAUACUUACUGGGACGAACUAGCUGAUUAUAAGAAGCUGAGGGAGGAAGUCAGUGGAGGACUUUGAAUAGCGGACUGUAUACUACCUUGUAUAAAGAUUGAGAGAGAGAGAGCCAUCGAAAAUGAAGGAAUUUAAUAUAGUCUUUGUAACUGAUGGCCUUCGUGGGCCGGGGAAGGUUAUCGUAUUUGAUUAUCACUUUCACCAGGUGACGAUUUUUUCUCCAAAGGCCUCUUUGGAGUCUGGAUUCAUUUCGAGAUAGAAUUUCAAAGCCCAUGCGGGCUGCGAGGAUGAUUUGUGCUUUGCAUUAUAAUGACUCGGAUGGCAGAGGAUCUCCUGUACGGAUUCGAUCCAAAGGAUUCUAUCCGGUGUAGUCUAAACUCCAGUUUAGAAGAUGAAAGUCGGUCCUGAUUCUUGCCAUCAUGAGGAAGAUUGGUCUGUAGAGAUUCAGUAACGAUUCCGGUGUGAAAUUCAGAUGAUUAUGGUGGAAACCCUUUGUGAU
Molecule: messenger RNA, 1324 nt
Organism: Marchantia polymorpha subsp. ruderalis
Lineage: Eukaryota; Viridiplantae; Streptophyta; Marchantiopsida; Marchantiales; Marchantiaceae
Source: the annotation of a GenBank genome assembly